UGCUCCUAUAUGCAUAAAAGCCGCUAUAUAGAACAUAAAUCAUUUAUAAUUUUCAGUCUCUCUCUCAGUUUCUUCCCUAAAGAUGGAUAUUGCUAUACUGUCAUCUAUCAUUUUCUCCUUUGCUUUUGCUACCAUUUUAGCAUGCCUUUGGAUGGUGCUGGAUCGGAUUUGGUUCAAGCCAAAGAAGCUAGAGAUGAUGCUUAGAAAGCAAGGUUUCUCCGGCAACCCCUACAGACUUGUUUAUGGAGACACUAAGGAGAUGUUCAUGAUGACAAAACAAGCGAAAACCAAACCCAUCAACCUCUCCGAUGAUAUUGCACCUCGAGUCCUGCCAUUCUUCCAUCAUAUUAUCAAGAAAUACGGGAAAAAUUCAAUGACAUGGCAAGGUCCAACUCCAGCCAUAAGCGUCACGGACCCCAAAUUGAUAAGAGAAAUCUUAUCCAAAUAUGAAACUUUUCAGAAACCCAAGACCACCCAAAUUUCUAAGUUGGUAGUGACAGGGAUGUUGACGUACGAAGGUGAACAAUGGGUUAAAGUCAGAAGGAUUGCCAAUCCAGCUUUCCAUCUUGACAAGUUGAAGGAAAUGAUACCUAAAUUUUAUUUGUGUUGCAACGACAUGAUAAGGAAAUGGAAAAUCUCAACAUUGAAUGAAGACUCCUAUGAAUUAGACGUGUGGCCUCACAUUAAAGAUUUAGCAAGAGAUGUAAUUUCUCGGACAGCAUUUGGUAGUAGUUAUGAAGAUGGGAGAAAAAUAUUUGAACUUAUAAGUGAACAACUUGAUCUUUUAUUUGAAGUUUUCCACUUAAGUCUCAUUCCAGGCUGGAGGUUUUUGCCCACAAAAGCAAAUAGAAAACUAAAAAGUAAUUAUAAUGAAAUGCGAGAGUUGAUCAAAGGCAUCAUAAAGAAAAGAGAAGAGGCCCUGAUAGUUGGUGAAGCAAGUAGUGAUGAUCUAUUGGGUUUAUUAGUGGGAUCAAAUCACAAAGAAAUUCAAGAGCAUGGGAACAAAGAAAGUGGAAUGAGUCUUGAAGAGGUGAUUGAGGAGUGCAAACUUUUCUAUCUCGCUGGCCAGGAGACUACUGCAACUUUGUUUGUAUGGACAAUGAUUUUGUUAUGCAUGCAUCAAAAUUGGCAGGAGCGCGCAAGAGAAGAGGUUUUACAAGUUUUUGGGAAUAAAGAACCACGAUUUGAUGAGCUGAACCAAUUGAAAGAAUUGCACAAAAUUCUUCAAGAGGCUCUAAGGCUAUAUCCACCAGCAGCUCAGAUUGAUAGAGCUACUACUACAGAGUGCAAAUUAGGAGAAACCAUUAUACCACCUGGAGUUAUACUUUCAGUACCGAUAAUUUUGGUUCAUCAUGAUGAAGAAUAUUGGGGAGAUGAUGUAAAAGAGUUCAACCCAGAUAGAUUUUCUCAAGGAGUGUCAAAGGCAUCAAAGAAUGAUCAGGUCUCAUUCUUUCCAUUUGGUUGGGGUCCAAGAAUAUGUAUAGGACAAAAUUUUGCAUUGCUAGAAGCAAAACUAGCUUUAGCAAUGAUUCUACAAAACUUCUCUUUUCAACUUUCUCCAACCUAUGUCCAUGCGCCCGUUCGUGCCCCAACUAUAAAACCACAGUAUGGUGCUCCAAUGAUUUUACACAAAAUUUAGUCUUUUAUUUAAUAACUAGCUUUGAUACAAUUUACGAACUAAAUUUUACUUAAUAAUAUGUAUUUUAUGUAUGCACAUCAAAGUUGGUAAAAACAUGAAAUAAAAUAAGUUUGAUCUUCAA
Mangifera indica (mango) is the source of this 1760-nucleotide messenger RNA. RefSeq names its product cytochrome P450 CYP72A219-like. Bases 83 to 1639 code for a protein of 518 amino acids. Gene Ontology annotation, molecular function: monooxygenase activity; iron ion binding; oxidoreductase activity, acting on paired donors, with incorporation or reduction of molecular oxygen. The transcript has 5 exons. The record is from RefSeq and is a predicted model, not a curated record. Lineage: Eukaryota; Viridiplantae; Streptophyta; Magnoliopsida; Sapindales; Anacardiaceae.